AUGGCUUUUGACACAAAGAAAGCUGAGAUGCAAGGUGCUAGUCAGUCGGUGAAGUCAGAUCCAUCUGAGUGGGAAGGUACAGACACCUUUCCCCCUGUUUUGCCAGGAGUGCAGUCAGGCAGAGCUGGCAGUGGGGAUACAGCAAGAGACCUUGGAAGAUCUGUUGAGGUUAAUAGAGGAGGUAUAGUGCAGAGGAGGGAUAUAGGUGUGCAAGUGAAUAUGGAUGAAGAUAAUAUGGGAGAAUCCGAAGAUGAUGCGCAGAUUAAGGAGUCCAAGAGUUCAAGUUCAGGAGAAGUUGAUCCCUCCAGUCUGAGUACAGCUGCGAAGAGAGGCAGAGAGGGGAGAAGAACCCCUAGGCAGUGGGGCAGAACUAGGAAGGGUAGACUGUGGAAGAGGUUGCAGGCUCGGCUAGACGUUGGAGAAGGUUUAGACCGCCCAAGAUGUUUAAGGUGUGGAAGAUCACACGGAGGAGUAUGUCUAGCAGGGACAACAGCAUGUUUCAGUUGCGGACAGGAAGGGCAUUUCGCACGCGAGUGUCCUACUGCGCCCAGGAUGCGCAAGGUAGCCAGGAACGGAGUUCAGGAUGGCUCUGAGGUAGGCUUCAGAGAGGACAGAGUAGGAUGCCUAGAAGUUUGA
Manihot esculenta (cassava) is the source of this 636-nucleotide messenger RNA. RefSeq lists its product as uncharacterized. Bases 1 to 636 code for a protein of 211 amino acids. The transcript is spliced from 3 exons. NCBI's taxonomy places the organism in Eukaryota, Viridiplantae, Streptophyta, Magnoliopsida, Malpighiales, Euphorbiaceae. The record is from RefSeq and is a predicted model, not a curated record. Gene Ontology annotation, molecular function: zinc ion binding; nucleic acid binding.